This is a messenger RNA of Psylliodes chrysocephalus, 3854 nucleotides long. The record is from the annotation of a GenBank genome assembly. Lineage: Eukaryota; Metazoa; Arthropoda; Insecta; Coleoptera; Chrysomelidae.
CCAGAGAGCUUAUCUUGACUUCGUGUACUGUCGAGUGUCGAGUGUUAAAACGCGCGGGCGCGAGUUAAGUCGCAUUUUGAAAUUCGUAUGAUAUCGACAUCGACAAUGCCACUCAAAUCCACUGCCUGACCAGUACCGGUUGCAGAAUUAAAGAAAUGUUCAUGAAAAAAGGCAUUACGGGUACUUGGGGUUGAAGUGUAAUUUCUGACAGAAAGUGGAUUUUUGGAUAAGACUGUGUGUUCUGUGGCGAGUGAUAUCUAAGCCUGUGUAAAAGUUAAAAAACAAAAAGCCCGGUAUUUGUGAAUAUUUAUCAUAUUUUGAAUAAACUUGAGUCAGCAAAAUGUGGAGAGAACUAAUUCUGAUAACCAGUGUUACCGGUAUCUGCUUGGGUGCUAGCUUAGAACUGUGUCCUGAAGGUUCAUCUUGUCACUCGGCAAAUGAAAGGCUUGAAACGUCGUCUUUCGAAUUCCUAAACAAAUACACUCAAAAAGAUUACAGAUCAAUAGGCAGCUUGAUAAUAACAAAUGCUUCAAUUAACAAGGUUGAUCCGAAACUAAAGUAUUUAAAAAAUUUAGUUUACUUAGAUCUGUCCUAUAAUAAUGUUCAAAUUUCUUCUAUUCCUACGUUAAAUAGUUUAAAAACUUUGAUAUUAAAAGCUAAUAAUUUAAAGAAUAUCAAUAUAUCACUCUUACCACAGAACGUGGAACAUCUAGAUUUAUCUGAUAAUUUGUUAAGCCAAAUUCCAAGAGAAUGGAGACUGUUGAAGAAUUUAAAAACGCUGGAUAUGUACAAGAAUCCCAUAGACUGUGAUUGUAAUAAUGUACUCAACUACGACAGAUUAAUUAAAAGUGGCAUUAUAGUACCAAAACCUUUAACGUGCCACUCGCCUUUGAAAUAUGCAGGAAAAGACGUUACUGCUGUUAAUUGUUCCAUAUCAGACAUUAUGCUAGAUGAUGAGGCUGAAGAAGGAUCUGGUGAUAUAGAUAUCUUUGAUGGAGCUAUCACUGAAACCAAAGCUAAAUUAGCAUUAUUUAACGAAGAAGAAGAGGAAGAUGACUCUUUAGACAAAAAUACAAUUGUUGAUGAUAAAGAGGACAACUUACUCGAAGCCAUAACUACAGAAGCGGUUACCACAAUAGAAGAAGAGGGUAGUGGUGAUACUGAAGUGGAAGAAGAAGGUAGUGGUUACGGAGUACAACUUCCUGACUCAGGAGUACUAGGAUGUAUGAUAAACUGUAGCACUCCAUCUCCACUUGCUCCAGAUUCCUCUGGUUCUCCCUUACCAAGUAUUUUUGACCAAUUCAAUAUUAUCUUAGAUGAUUUGAAUGUUUUUAAGGACCCAGUACAAUCAACAUCGAAAGCUCCUUCGAUUGAGCCAAAAAUAUUUAAAGAAAACAGUGAUCAACUUCAAGCAAGUAAAGACGUUGAGCUAAUUGAAAAUGGUACGAAGACGGGAGAAUUGGAAAAAGCCACCAUUGCACCUAAAAAUUCAACCGCCGUAUAUGCUGUACUAGGCGUGGGUGUCUUCUUUGCUGUCAUUUUUAUAAUUGCUUAUGUUAAAAAACGUAAUUCCAAGAGGAAUCCUAAAAACAGACGUGAACUUCCUGGAGCUUUAGGGGAAGAAAUGAAGCCAUUAGGUAAACCACCUAUAACCGCUUUGAAUGAGAAACCUGUUAAAGAUUCUUCGAAUAUAUCUGAACAAAUGCCUCUUAUAAAUGGUCAAAAUGGCAAAUCUAGCAAUGAUACCCCGAAAUUAAAGUCUUUUACUCCACUAGCUCACCCGGAAUUGCCGACUAAAAUAGAAGUAGAAGAUGAUAUUCCCCUCCAAAAUGGACCACCAUUCCCAAAACAAGAGGAAAUAGAACUUCGUCCCAAGAUGCAACCGGAACUACUGACUCCUCAGAGGGAGAGGGUUACAAUAAAGGAAUCUGAAAUUCCUGAUUCCAUUCCUAGGACGCCAUUGUUAGUUCAUCGCCAAAAAAAUAGUGAAGGUGAAAUAGUUACUACGUUGGUACCCUGAAAAGACUAGUGAUGUGAAUACCUCAGUAUUUAUUACCUAUUGAAUACCUUUGUGAUACAAAUUAACUUAUUUAGCGUCGUCGUUCCUACUUGAAAAACCACGCGAAUAUUGACGCUGUUUUUUUCGAAAUUUUCCUGGUUUCUCGACUGUUGCAAACUUUAUAUACUUACUUUAUAUAUAUAUAUUUAUAUUUGUUGCCAAAGUAAUUGAAAUGUUAGUGCGAGGUAUAUUGUGGAAGGAAUAAUACGUGUGAUUGUUAGUGUUUUUCACAUUUGACACGAAAAGUGGACUGUAUUAUAUUUUUUGAAAAACAGUUUCUUGUUAAGAACUGCGGUAAAAAUUCCUGGAUUUUUAUAUUAGUUUCCAAAAAUUAUUUUAGUCAUGUGCUGUAUACUAUUUUAAACUUAUAAUUAAAGUACGUUGUAUUUUAUACGAACUAAAAGAACUCAGUCAUAAUUAUUGUCAAUUUUUUACAAAAAUAUUAAUAAUGCAAUAUUGAAAUAUUUUGGAAGGGAAUAUUUUAUAAAGAGCCAAGAAUGUUUUUUUCAUAAAAUGGCGUUAAGCGAAGUAGAAACUGUCAUUGUAAUAUGACUGAUGAACCAAUCAUAGAACUUGCUUAGAUAUCUGAUUAAAAUCAUUACUGUAAUUAUAUAUACAUAUAAAAAAAUAGAUAUGAAUGAAGAAAGAUCAUUGACUUAUUGUUAAUUUUGGCACAGGUAGGUAUGGUUUGCUAUUUUUAUCCGUAUCUAAUAACUAGAUAUAUACUAUUUUUGUUCAUAGAACGUUAUUAUAUUUUUCCAAAACGAUUCUAUGAAUGAUUUAUUUGAAAUACAUAGCAGAAGUAUUUUCUAGUAUAUAAUAUUAUAUAAGGUGUCCUUAAAAAGAAACACAGGAUUUAAUUUAAGAGAACAUUUUAUUUAUGAAUUAUUUGAGAAAGUUUGACAUUAUUUUUUAAAGUACACACCUAUAGGUCAAUUUUAAAUGAAACGAUGUGGCUCUUUUUAUAAAAGUAGGGCACAAUCACUCUAUUAUUCUAAAAUAUCCGUUAUUAACUGUAACUCUUGUAGCAUAGGCUGUUCUUGUUGGACCCGAGAAUUUUUAUGCCUCACAGUUGUUCAUUUGGCACACAAUUCAAAUCCUGCGUUUCUUUUGGGACACCUAAUAAAAUAAUUCAUUUUUUUAUAACUAUAUUUAGACAUUUUGUUAAACUAAUGAAGUUAUUAUUUAGAGACUGUAUGGUGUUAAAAAGGAUUGCCUAAUACAUUUUUAUAGGUUUGAAUUUGAGUAGGACAAUAACACCCCUUUCCAGGGUGACCCAUAGGAUAUAUGGUGGAUUAUGCCUAAAUAUUAGUUAACUGUAGUUAAUGAAGGUUGAGUUGUUCAUUCGAAUGGAUCCUGUUCUAUUAAUCCCAAUUUUUUUCAGAAAUUAGAGCUUUGCAAGCACGCUCUACAAUUUAGCGACAGUGUAGAAUUACAGGAUAUAAACAGAAUGACUGGCUAUAAACGCCUUCGAACGAGUUAGUCUUGGGAUAUCCCUCUAGAACAUGAGUAUUUUACCCUCUAUCCAGUAGGAAAUAAUUCAAUUCUUGAAUGGUUCUAGUCCCUAGAACUCAGAUUCGGUUCCUCUGUUAGCGAGAGUGUUAGCUGUUCUGUUUCCUUCCAAUCCGCUGAGAUUCGGCAGUUAGAUCAAAAUACCAGCUUUACAUCAGCUACAUUGAAGUACAUGGCUUUAAGAGAUACCUGAAAGUUAGAAUGUUCUUAUAGUUUGGUUUAAAAGAGGGGGUUAAUCAACUUUGCUCCUCAUAAUUCUACAGCAAGCAUAUAUGCUUGAAAA